UUUGAUUCGGCGUUUUAUUCAGUCGCUAUGAUCUCCUAGAAGGUCAACAUAUUUUAAGGUUCUUGGAUUUAUUUGUUACAGCUUUUUUUCAAUCUACUUAAGAAAUGGUCGAUUGAAAUUUAUAUGAGGCAGUCAGCCGGACCUUUUUUUACCAAUAAAAUACUUUGGAUGAGAUUUUGGGGAUUCCCCGAACUUAGGGAGCCUGAGCAUUUGCUGCUCUUCAGGCACUUUUUACGACGUGAAACAACGCGACUGCAUUCCUGUCUCGAACAGCAGCGCCAUCGAACGUAACGCUGUUUCUUUGUACUACCAAAUAAUGGAGGGAAAAUCAGCCUCCAAUUUCGUCAGCGUUGUCAGAGGACCCCCUAAAUGCGAAUACGCCAUUCUCGACUAUCCCGUCAAUAUCACCAACGACUUAAGAGUCCUCAAAAAAGUUCAAACUCUCGAGAUUAUGGUGGCAACGAGAGAUGGCAAUAGUUCGGUAACGAUAGUGACAAACGAAAACAGCAGUUGCUUCGAUUCCGGAAUCGAAUUUCCGCUCGUUAGAGUCUGUAGUGACUCCAAAUACUGCGAUAUUAAUCCUUGCAUUAGAAAAUGUUGUCCAGAAGGUGAAAUCAUAAUUGACGCCGAAUGUAAAAAAACGAUUUCUGAUAAAGUUCCGCUGGGAAGCUUCCAUAGACUCUUGAUGAAUGAAUCCAUCACCAGAGGAUUAUCUUCUUCCUCGGAGUUCAUGCAUUCUCCUGAUUACGGUCUUCUGAUCGGAAAUCCCUGCAAAUAUGGACAGUUUCUCGUUGACCGUUCCGAAGAGUGGUUCAUCACGCCUAGAGGUCAAUUCAGCCUCAAAUUCUAUCGAACAUACGCUACUAAUGAAUACUGCUUGGAAAUCACUUCGCCUGCAGGAAAAAAGGGAUCAUACAAACUGCAACCUUUCAUUUGCAUCGAAGAAUCGAUAUUCGCGAUCAAAGAGUCUCCUCUGCGGUAUCAAAUUUUUGCGAGCUUUCAACUAUCCAGUUGUUUCUUCCUGAUAUUGACACUGCUCGUGUACAUCUGCCUACCGUCACUGCAAAAUCUUCAUGGAAAAACACUGAUGAGUCACGUGUUCAGUUUGAUCGUGGCUUACGCAACUCUGGCGACAGUGGCUCUAGCCACGCCUGCGGACAUUGGCAAUCACGAUAACGAUGACGGAGAUCAGCUGCAGUCGUCAAAAGUUUUUUGUAAAUUUCUCGGUUUUACGCUUUUGUUUUCUUGGAUCUCCGCCUUCUCGUGGCUCAACGUUAUGUGCUUCGACAUCUGGUGGACCUUUGGCGGAUUCGGUGACGGAGAUAUUUCUAAUUCUCGUCGCAGCCGCACUCACAGGAAACGUUUUCUAAUGUACUCGUUGUACGCCUGGGGUUUGGCGAUCCUCAUUACGGUUUGUGGCAUCGUGGCUGAUGAGACCAACUUUUUUCCGGAUAACCUUCGUCCUCACGUGGGAACUGACAGCUGCACGUUCGAAAGAAACGUGCGUUAUUAUGGCGAGGUUCUCUUCUUCGUCGGACCAGUCAUGAUUCAGCUGUUGGUCAACUGUGUCUUUUUUAUCCUGACUGCGAUGUACUGCAGCAAAGUAAAAGCUGAAAUAGCAAGAGUGAUGACCACACGGAAUGAUCCCCGAAACAAAAGAUUCCGAGCUGACAAAACGAGGUUCCUAAUGAAUGUGAAACUGUUCAUCGUGAUGGGAGUUUCCUGGUGCCCGGAAAUGAUCUCAGCCAUCUUGAACCACUAUGCAGCGACUCUGGCUUGGCAAACGGAAUUUUUCUACCCUUUCGAUGUCUUGAACUCCCUCCAAGGCGUCGUGAUCUUCAUCCUGUUUAUUUUUAAGAGGAAAGUCUACCGAGCUUUGAAAGAGCGGUUUUACAUUGGACGUAAAAGCAAUAACGUUAACCCAACUUCACUAUCGACGAGUCAAACGGAUCGGAAUUCCAGCAUCCCUUCAUAGUGAGGAACAGAGCGAAGAGCAGUACUAUUUCAACUUAUAGGGGCGACAGUUCGGUUUCCACUACUCUCUCAUAAAUCUCUUUUCAACAGAGGAAUAUAGCAAAAUCCUGGGAUACGAUGCUUUUUUUGCCUUCUUAAGGGUCAAUCCUCAUUGUUGGUCCAGUGGAAUUUCCUCACGUCUUUACUUCCGUGGUCAAUUCAGAUCGACCCACUCUUGAUCCAGCCACAUUUCUGCAUGUAUU
This is a messenger RNA of Venturia canescens, 2216 nucleotides long. RefSeq names its product G-protein coupled receptor Mth2-like. The record is from RefSeq and is a predicted model, not a curated record. Gene Ontology annotation, biological process: G protein-coupled receptor signaling pathway; cell surface receptor signaling pathway. NCBI's taxonomy places the organism in Eukaryota, Metazoa, Arthropoda, Insecta, Hymenoptera, Ichneumonidae. Gene Ontology annotation, molecular function: G protein-coupled receptor activity. Bases 317 to 1975 code for a protein of 552 amino acids. Gene Ontology annotation, cellular component: membrane. The transcript has 10 exons.